Alnus glutinosa is the source of this 1374-nucleotide messenger RNA. Its product is annotated as large ribosomal subunit protein uL3m. Gene Ontology annotation, cellular component: mitochondrial large ribosomal subunit; ribosome. The transcript is spliced from 5 exons. Gene Ontology annotation, molecular function: structural constituent of ribosome. Gene Ontology annotation, biological process: translation. The record is from RefSeq and is a predicted model, not a curated record. NCBI's taxonomy places the organism in Eukaryota, Viridiplantae, Streptophyta, Magnoliopsida, Fagales, Betulaceae. Bases 87 to 1046 code for a protein of 319 amino acids.
CCUUAGCCCCCCGGCUUACUGCUUCUCUUCUCUCUCUCUCCGAAACCACCACCAAAGCGACGCCGCUUCGGGUAUCGUCUGAGACCAUGUCGGCCUUAUCAAGAGGCCUAAUUUCUCGUCUCCGACUCCUCGCAUCCAAUGCAACGAGAACUACUACAACAACAACGACUAGCACAGAGCCGUACCCAUUCUUCUUCUUCUUGAGGAGAUUCGGCACCGAGGAUGUGUUGGUGGACGGGGCGUCCGAAGAGAGCGUCCAAGAGCAACAGCUUCGGGUUAUGACCCUGAAAUCCAAGCGGACCGGGGUGAUUGCCGUCAAGUGUGGAAUGUCCGCUCUCUGGGAUAAAUGGGGUGCUAGGGUUCCCAUCACCGUCCUCUGGGUCGAUGACAAUAUCGUCUCUCAGGUCAAGACCCUUCAAAAGGAAGGUAUCACUGCUCUACAGAUUGGUUGCGGGCAGAAAAAGGAAAAACAUUUGACGAAACCUGAAGUGGGUCAUUUUAGAGCUCAAGGCGUUCCACUGAAAAGGAAAUUGAGGGAAUUUCCUGUGACCGAAGAUGCACUUCUUCCUCUGGGCACAUCGAUUGGUGUUCGCCAUUUUGUGCCUGGCCAGUAUGUUGAUGUCACAGGAAUCACAAGAGGGAAAGGUUUCCAGGGUGUGAUGAAAAGGCAUGGUUUUAAAGGAAUGCCGGCAUCUCAUGGUGCGUCACUGUCACAUCGAAGUCUUGGUUCUACAGGCCAGAGGGAUGCUCCUGGAAAGGUAUUUAAAGGCAAAAAGAUGCCUGGGCGCAUGGGUGGGAAGCAGAGAACAGUUAAAAAUGUAUGGAUCUAUAAAAUUGACCCGGCAAGGAAUCUGAUCUGGGUGAAAGGCCAAGUCCCUGGUGCCGAAGGGAACUUUGUGUUCAUAAAAGAUGCUUUCUACAAAAAACCUGAUGUUUCACUGCUUCCAUUUCCUACUUUCUUUGCCCCGGAAGACGAGGACCCAGCAAAGUUGGAACCACUAGUUGCUGAUCUUGGGGAAGUAGACCCCUUUAUGGUGGCAGAUUAAUCAAGAGCAGACUUAAUAAAUAUGAGAACUGGUUGCUUGUUUACAUGAUCUAUUACCUUGCUGUCACUUUUUUGGUGAUCCGGAUUGCGCGGGUGGGUUUGUCUUCUAAGAAGCAUUUGAGGAAUUUGAUCUUGAAGUUAUGUUUGUUAGAUUACAGGGCUGCAGCUGCAAGGCAUGUAAUUUUAUUCUUGAGUUCAUUCAAUCUCUGCUUUUGAUAGUGGCUGACCAUGCUCCUACAUUGGGACUGUUUCUUUUUCUUCUUUUUAAAUAAUAGCUGUAAACUUGGAAUUUUGGCCUUCCAAUUAGCAUCACCCAUAGAUUUGAAGUA